Apodemus sylvaticus (European woodmouse) is the source of this 2581-nucleotide messenger RNA. It is a transcript of the gene Tmod4, whose product is annotated as tropomodulin 4. Lineage: Eukaryota; Metazoa; Chordata; Mammalia; Rodentia; Muridae. The record is from RefSeq and is a predicted model, not a curated record. Gene Ontology annotation, molecular function: tropomyosin binding. Gene Ontology annotation, biological process: myofibril assembly; pointed-end actin filament capping; muscle contraction. The transcript is spliced from 8 exons. Bases 1118 to 2494 code for a protein of 458 amino acids. Gene Ontology annotation, cellular component: myofibril; striated muscle thin filament.
UAUAUGUGAUCUCCCACCACUCCCCACCUGGCCAGAGCUAAAAUAAUAAAAUGCUGAGCUCACUGUCCCCACGCUCUCCCCGGCACAGACUCCUCCUGCUGACCGGGCAGUGCCCUAGUAGAACAGACGGACCAACUGACAAGGGAGGUGAGAGGUGGCCAUUGGGACUGGUAGGUGGGCACUGGGGGUCUUCUGGGUGGGAGACGGCAGAGUGGGCCGGGGGAGUGAGCCGGUGUGUCUGCUGUCCAGCCGCCGCGCACGCGGAUGUCCCUGUCUUGACUCUGAGGCUUGCUGGCAGCGUCUCACACUCUGGGUCCCCUUCCAUGUUAAGCGUGGUGUGUAUUCAGAGCUUGACUGCUUUCCACACUGAAAGGUUGUGCAAGUUUAUCGUCCCAUCUCCUCAUUUAGAAGACAUUUUCUUUCCUUUUACCCAGGGUUCCAGUGUCACCUUUCUGGUGACAGAUUAUGGCAACUGAAUGCCUUCUGAGGCCACACUCCCCUUCCCCCAAUCUGGAAGUGCCCUAGCUUCUAAGCCUUACUUUCCCUUCUGAUUUAGACUUUUAGCUAACACAGAAAGUGAGAUCUUGGUCUUUUACGAUGAAGGAGAAAGUGAGGGUGUCAUAAACGGCGACCACUCUAGCCCAGCCAAGCCUCCUUGCUUACCAGUUUCCACCACCAGGCCUGGGUAAUGGGGAAGAGAGGAGGAAUUUUCCUGAAGCUCUCUGCCACCCCCUCCCACCUUUUAAUAGGACCUGGGCACGGAGCCAGCUGUGCUGGCAGGGCCUCCAGCAGCUGUGUCAGGGCAAGAGACACUGCCGGGUAAGGGUAAGGUAGGAGAGGGUGCCGCCAGGUUUCCCUAUCACAUGGUGGCGGACGGACCCAGCCUGGAGACUAGAAUCCCCAUCUAGGAUGGCUGGAAAGUGCAGGAACUGGGAGGGGAUCUAACAGAACAAUCUGAUCUUCCCAUCCCCGGGAGACUCUAGCCUCCAAGGUGUCUUGGUCAGUGUCUAACUAUGGCUAGUUUUUUGUGCCCUCCGUGUAUAUACACGUCCAACAACUUUUCCCAUAUUCCCCCAGGCUGUGAGCGUCACACUGUGGGGAGGGGGUAGGGGCCACCAUGUCAUCCUAUCAGAAGGAACUGGAGAAAUACAGAGACAUAGAUGAAGAUGAGAUCCUAAGGACCUUGAGCCCUGAGGAGCUAGAACAGCUGGACUGUGAGCUACAAGAAAUGGACCCUGAGAACAUGCUCCUGCCAGCUGGACUGAGACAACGUGACCAGACAAAGAAGAGUCCAACAGGGCCGCUGGACAGAGAUGCCCUACUGCAGUACCUAGAGCAGCAGGCGCUGGAAGUCAAAGAACGUGACGACCUGGUGCCCUACACUGGCGAGAAGAAGGGAAAGCCCUUUAUUGAGCCUAAGCGAGAAAUCCCGGCAGAGGAACAGAUUACACUGGAGCCUGAGCUGGAGGAGGCACUGUCCCAUGCUACAGAUGCUGAAAUGUGUGACAUUGCAGCUAUCCUGGGCAUGUACACGCUCAUGAGCAACAAGCAGUAUUAUGACGCCAUCUGCAGUGGAGAGAUCUGCAACACCGAAGGCAUUAGCAGUGUUGUACAGCCUGACAAGUAUAAACCAGUACCAGAUGAACCCCCAAAUCCCACAAACAUUGAGGAGAUGCUAAAGAGGGUACGAAGUAAUGACAAGGAGCUGGAGGAGGUGAACCUCAAUAAUAUCCAGGACAUCCCGAUACCUGUGCUAAGUGACUUGUGUGAAGCAAUGAAGACUAAUACCUAUGUCCGGAGCUUCAGUCUGGUGGCCACAAAGAGUGGUGACCCCAUCGCCAAUGCGGUGGCUGACAUGUUGCGUGAGAACCGCAGUCUCCAGAGCCUGAACAUCGAGUCCAACUUCAUCAGCAGCACAGGGCUCAUGGCUGUGCUAAAGGCGGUUCGGGAAAACGCCACUCUCACUGAGCUCCGUGUGGAUAACCAGCGCCAGUGGCCUGGUGACGCGGUAGAGAUGGAGAUGGCCACCGUGCUAGAGCAGUGUCCGUCUAUUGUCCGCUUCGGGUACCACUUUACACAGCAAGGACCACGAGCUCGGGCAGCCCACGCCAUGACCCGGAACAAUGAGCUGCGUGAGUCAUUGCAGACCCGUGUGCAGAGGAGAGGGCAGCUGCCGAGAGGUGUAGACCCCGAAGGCACACGUGGCGACAAAUGCAUGGGUGGUGGCAAACACACUCAGAGCGAAUCGCAGGGAGAUAGAAAAGUCCUUCUCCCCCAGAUACACACCUACAGAGAAGUGGGGGUGGGGGGUUGGAGUGAUGGUAGCUCUAGAGUCCUCUCAUUUUCAGGUGUCACGGAACGGCCAUCAGGUGGCAGGAGGCAGCACCUUAUGCGUCUGCCCAAGGAAAGGAAAGAAACACACCCUUGCCCAAACAACAGCUGGAGCUCCGUUUACCGUUCUUCUUUUCCAGGUCGGCAGCAAAAGAAGAGAUAACAUCACCCUUCCUUUUACCCACAAGAGCCGAGAGCCGGGACACACAGAUCAUCUCUCUCUCCUUUCCUGUAAAUAAACUCCCUUUUG